Messenger RNA from Topomyia yanbarensis, 1037 nucleotides. RefSeq names its product pre-miRNA 5'-monophosphate methyltransferase. Lineage: Eukaryota; Metazoa; Arthropoda; Insecta; Diptera; Culicidae. Gene Ontology annotation, molecular function: RNA methyltransferase activity; O-methyltransferase activity; snRNA binding. The coding region runs from base 115 to 846 and encodes 243 amino acids. The transcript has 2 exons. The record is from RefSeq and is a predicted model, not a curated record. Gene Ontology annotation, biological process: snRNA modification.
AAUACGUCAACAAUAACAUGAAAUCAAAAUCGUUAGUUAAAUUUAUUCUGCUAUGAAUUUGAAGCUAUUGGAUAGUUGCUAAAUUGAAACAUACAAUUUUUCGGAUAACGAACGAUGAUGUCCAACGACCAGAUUCGGCAUGGCAGCUACAGUCGGUACUACGAAUUUCGUUCCGAGGACAGUCGACCUAGUCAGUUGGAGCAGUAUAUACUACCGCUACUAGACCGGUUCGGAAACCAAAUCAACAUGCUGGAUAUUGGUUGUAACCGGGGUAAACUGACAGAAUCGGUUUUCUCUGUUAUCCGGAAGCUGACGGCGGAUAGUGGAAGAUGCUGCCGUAUGCUGGGUGUAGACAUAGAUGGCAAACUAGUUCAGGAGGCUAAUAGGGAAUAUCUGCUGGAAGGUUUAAGGUUCGCUCAAAUGGAUGUACAUGAUGUUGCAGUUGGAAAACAGAUUGACAAUCCAGUUUCGGAAUUUCUGCAAGAAGCUGGAGUUAGACAGUUCGACAUUGUAUUCUGCUUUUCAAUACUAAUGUACGUACACUUAAAUCACGGUGAUGAGGGUCUGCAGAAAGUGUUAGAUUAUCUUUGCUCGAGGGCUAAAGUGCUAGUGAUUGAGUUGCAAAGCUGGCAAAAGUAUCGUGAUCAUGCAAGAAGGAUGAGGAAGGAAGGUGGAGGGGAGUAUGUACACUACAGAUUGCUGAAAUGGAAGGGUAGUAACGGCAAGCUGGAAGAAGCUGUCUGCAAUUAUGUCAUCGCUCAAGGGUUCAAAGUCCUACUGUCUAGCUGUCAAAAGAACGAAUUUAACAGAAAUAUUGUGAUCUUUUCGAGGGAGAGUUUCAUGUAAAUAAAUACAAAAGUAUACAAAUUUCGUUUUAUCUGCGAUUAACCCUUGCACAUCAGCACAACACCGUGCAGAAGACAAAUUCGGGGAGCAACUAUCUUCAAUUCAAACGGGAAUUAGAUUAGUAAAUCACACAAUUAAAAGCGAUAUGAAAUAAGGCGAGCCUUCUCCCAUUCGUUAAUUUGUUUGGGUAG